UUGCUGCUGCUGCUGCUCUCCAUCGACACACGACACACACCGAAAAAGUUUAAAGGUUUGAGGGAUUCAGCUCAGUUUUAAAGCUGCUUGUUGAGUCCUGAUCUGACACCCUGCAGCCCUUAGCGGAGGGAGGAAUGCCCUGGACCCGACCCCAGGUGGACCUUCAUGCUCCUGGAGCGGAGGCUAUGGACCAGUACAACAUAGACGCCCAUCACUACGAGGGCUCCCUGUUCCCCACCUCCACCCUCAUCCCCGUCACGGUCAUCUGCAUCCUCAUCUUCAUCAUCGGGGUGACGGGCAACACCAUGACCAUCCUCAUCAUCCAGCACUUCAAGGACAUGAAGACCACCACCAACCUGUACCUGUCCAGCAUGGCGGUGUCUGACCUCGUCAUCUUCCUCUGUCUGCCCUUUGACCUGUACCGCCUGUGGAAGUACGUGCCCUGGCUGUUCGGGGAGCCCGUGUGCCGCUUCUAUCACUACAUCUUUGAGGGCUGCACGUCGGCCACCAUCCUCCACAUCACGGCCCUGAGCAUCGAGCGCUACCUGGCCAUCAGCUUCCCCCUCCGGAGCAAGGUGGUGGUGACCAGACGCCGGGUCCAGUACAUCAUCCUGGCGCUGUGGGCUUUCGCCCUGGUGUCGGCGGCUCCCACGCUGUUCCUGGUCGGGCUGGAGUUUGAUAAUGACACACACCCAGACUACAACACGCGGCAGUGCAAGCACACCAACUACGCCAUCAGCUCCGGGAAGCUGCACAUCAUGCUGUGGGUGUCCACCACCUACUUCUUCUGCCCCAUGCUCUGCCUCAUCUUCCUCUACGGCUCCAUCGGGUGCAAGUUGUGGAAAAGCAAAAAUGACCUGCGAGGUUCUUUGGUCCGCGAAAGAUCGCACAGACAAACAGUGAAGAUCCUGGUGGUGGUGGUGCUGGCCUUCAUCAUCUGCUGGCUGCCUUACCACAUCGGCAGGAACCUCUUCGCCCAGGUGGACGACUACGACACGGCCAUGCUGAGCCAGAACUUCAACAUGGCCUCCAUGGUGCUCUGCUACCUCAGCGCCUCCAUCAACCCCGUCGUCUACAACCUCAUGUCUCGAAAGUACAGGGCCGCCGCCAAACGCCUCUUCCUGCUGCACCAGCGGUCCAGACAGGCCCGCCGCGGCCAGAGGCAGCUGAGCGUGAUCGACCACACCUCCACCCUGAAUGAAAGCCUGACCGGGGUGUGAGGGGGGCCCUCGGCAAGCUCUUGGGUAAUGUUGUCUUUUUUUUACCGAGGGGGAGAGUUUGCAGGUUUCUUCCAGGUCCAGGGAUGCAGCUAAAGAGGAAAGUCGAUGAAGAUGAGGAGGAAUGUUUGUUCCAUUUUUGUUUUCUUUCGGGGAGAAAGCAGCGCUGAAAGCUUUGCCUCAAUUCAAUGCAAUUUCUGAUUUACUAUUCGGAGGCGGUUUUGUUAAAGGAGAUUGGAUGAUUCAUUUCCAAACGU
This is a messenger RNA of Pungitius pungitius (ninespine stickleback), 1474 nucleotides long. RefSeq names its product motilin receptor (gene mlnr). Bases 135 to 1220 code for a protein of 361 amino acids. Gene Ontology annotation, molecular function: G protein-coupled peptide receptor activity. Gene Ontology annotation, cellular component: plasma membrane. Gene Ontology annotation, biological process: G protein-coupled receptor signaling pathway. The record is from RefSeq and is a predicted model, not a curated record. The transcript is spliced from 3 exons. NCBI's taxonomy places the organism in Eukaryota, Metazoa, Chordata, Actinopteri, Perciformes, Gasterosteidae.